AUGGCGGCGCCCUUGCGGCACUUCCGGCGUGUGCCGGCGAUGUGGCGAUGGCGGCUUACGGGGCCGCUGCGGGCCGGGGGAGGUCCCGGCGGCGUCGCGGUUCCCCGAGCGGGGCUCAAGAAGUUGGCGCUGCCCCCGGAUUACAGCGGGAUCACCAUCCCGGAGAAGCCGAAGCUGAAGUUCAUGGACAAGGUGCCGGCGGUGCCCAAGGUCCGGCGGGAACCCCGGCAGCUCCGUGACAUCCGUGGCCCGUCCCAGGUGGCCACCGACUUCACCGAGGGGCAAUUCGGGAUCCUGGCUUUGGGCGGGGGUUACCUGCACUGGGGCCACUUUGAGAUGAUCCGCCUGACCAUCGGCCGCAGCAUCGAUCCCAAAAACAUGUUCGCCGUGUGGCGCGUGCCCGCCCCCUCCAAGCCGGUGACACGGAAAAGUCUGGGACACCGGAUGGGGGGCGGGAAGGGCCCCAUCGAUCGCUACGUGACAGCGGUGAAGAGCGGGAGGCUGGUGGUGGAGGUGGGCGGGCGCUGUGAAUUCGGGGAGGUCCAGCCCUUCCUGGCUCGCGUGGCCCACAAAUUGCCCUUCCCGGCUGUGCCCGUCAGCCGGGAGAGCCUUCAGGAGAUGCGGCGGGAAGAGGAGAAGAAGAGGCUGGACAACCAAAAUCCCUGGACUUUCGAGCGUGUGGUGACCUCCAAUAUGUUGGGGAUGAGGAAAUACCUGAGCCCCUAUGACCUGCAGUUCAAGGGACGCUACUGGGGCAAGUUUUUCCUGAAGCACAGAGUGUGAAGAGCAGUUGGAUUGGAUUCCUUUUGGAAUUAAACUUUUCCAUGAGA
Molecule: messenger RNA, 830 nt
Organism: Sturnus vulgaris (Common starling)
Lineage: Eukaryota; Metazoa; Chordata; Aves; Passeriformes; Sturnidae
Gene: MRPL16
Product: mitochondrial ribosomal protein L16
Biological process (GO): mitochondrial translation
Cellular component (GO): ribosome; mitochondrial large ribosomal subunit
Molecular function (GO): rRNA binding; structural constituent of ribosome
Source: RefSeq, a predicted model, not a curated record